Humulus lupulus (European hop) is the source of this 1641-nucleotide messenger RNA. Its product is annotated as spermidine hydroxycinnamoyl transferase-like. The record is from RefSeq and is a predicted model, not a curated record. The transcript has 2 exons. Gene Ontology annotation, molecular function: acyltransferase activity, transferring groups other than amino-acyl groups. Lineage: Eukaryota; Viridiplantae; Streptophyta; Magnoliopsida; Rosales; Cannabaceae. Bases 245 to 1594 code for a protein of 449 amino acids.
AAUACUGAGAGAAGGAAAGGAAGGAUUACCUGUCAAGACUCUGGCAUGGAUUACUUGAUAAUUUAUGUACCAAAUUGAUUGUGUAGCUCAGAUCUGAGCUUACUUGAGGCGAGCUCAACGAGGACGUAGCCCAGAUUAAGUUGGUGUAGGGCAUAAAAGUAAUUUUUCGCUACAAGAGAGAAGAAGAAGAAGAAGAAGAAGAAGAAGAAGAAGGUAGGAAAAGAGAGAAAAAUUAGAGCAAAUAAUGGGAGGUGUGAAGAAAAAAGAUUGCUGUGUGGUAAAGCCAGCAGAGGAAACAUGGACAGGUUCCGUACCUCUAUCAGAGUUAGAUCAAUCUGGUGCAAUAAUUCAUGUAUCAACUAUCCAUUUUUAUCAAACACCCUCCUCCGAUCUCAUCCCCACUACCCUUAAACAAUCGCUGGCUCGAGUUUUAGUUCCUUUCUAUCCACUCGCUGGUCGCUUAAGCCGAAUCCACGGACCGCACCAUCGUCUACAACUCAACUGCAACGCCCAUGGAGUUAACUUCAUUGAAGCUGAGUCUGAAUUCACACUCGACCAUUUCUUGGGGACUCAUCAUCAUCAUGACCAGUCUCCUUCUCCUUCAGCUGAUCAAUAUACUCAACUCAAACCCACCGUAGAUUACACCCUCCCCAUCGAAGAGCGACCUAUAAUGAUAGCCCAACUCACGAGGUUCGCUUGUGGCGGCAUCACUCUCUGCUCGAGCUUUUCCCAUGCUGUUAUUGGUGGUCAGAGUAUCGGUGUCUUCCUCACGGAGUGGGCCAGAUUCGCUCGAGGUGAAGUUUGCGUGAAAACGGAGCCGUUUCACGACCGAAGUGUCCUGGGAGUAAGAAAUCCUUCGUCGAGUCGUGCUCCGCAUUUUGACCAUGCCGAAGAGUUCAGUCAACUACCGGCGCUAGCAGAAGGCACGAAGAAGAAGAAGAGUAGUAACAAGGCAAUGACACUAAGAAUUAGUAAAGAACAAAUGGAAACACUAAAGGCAGCGGCGAAUGAGGGCCGAGACACCUCGACUCGUGCCUAUACUCGAUACGAGGCGUUGACGGGGCACAUAUGGAAAUGCGCGUGCAAGGCCAGAAAGCUUAAGACGGAACAGGCGACGGGUUUAGAAGUUUACGUUGAUGUGCGUAACCGCCUAGAGCCACCGCUGCCAUCCGGGUACUUCGGCAACAGCUCGAUCGGAGUUCUGGCCGUGUGUAAUGCCGGGGAGAUAAUGGUGAAGCCAUUAGAGUACGCAGCGAGCAGAGUGAGAGGAGCCAUUGAUAAGGGAAGUAGAAGUGAGUACGUCUGGUCCUAUAUUGACCAUUUGAAGAGUGAGAAAGACUUGAGCAAGUUACAAGAUGUUUCUGUAUAUGGUAACCCAAAUAUGAGUGUUUCGAGUUGGACGAGGAUACCCUUGUACGGAAUAGAUUUCGGUUGGGGAAAGGAAGUCUACACAGGUCCUGGAAGCCAGCGUGUUGAUGGAGACACAGUCAUUCUCUCGAGUUGCACUGGCGAUGGGUCUUUGCUUGUGUCCUUGUGUUUGGAAGCUCUGUAUAUGGCUUCCUUCCAGAAUCACUUCUACAAUGACAUACCGUGAUAUGUUGAGAUGAGGAGUGCAAUGAAUGGGUACAAACUCUUUGUUCA